AAAAUAAGAGCCAUCAGUUUCAUCUAUCUGGCUCUCAUACUACUGGAUAUUAUUAUUUUUUGGGGGGAUAUCUUUAUUUCUGUCAUCAUAUUUUUUCCUCAUUUUCAAUCACAACUUUGAUUUUUUGUCAUUUUUUCCCCACAUUGGAGACUUCUCGCGCCGUCUACUCUUUCUAAUCCUCCACUCAUUGCAUUGGACUAGACAGAUCUGCAAUCUCAUUUCUUUUUUGUCCCCUCCACUUCUCUCCUUUCUUGGACUUCAAUUCUACAAACUGACGGGACUGGAGCCACGGUUCUUUACCUCCACUUCUGCGCCUCCUCCGGGAUCCAGUUUGGCGUCUUGUGUGCAUAUAAUACGCGGAACCGAGCGCGUAAAAAAGGAGAAAUAAAGAGGUGACAUCAACUCCUGAAGAGCUGAGAGGAUGAAUUAAUGUGUCAACAUGGUGCCAUUUUGGAGAUAAGUCCCCCUACUUUUGAGUUCUUUUCACAUUUCACUUCAUGGGACGAGAGGGGAAGCUGGACAUCAGGUGGAGAUCUCCUUGAGCGCAAACAAACGUCACCUGCACACGCAGCUUUUGACGGCGCGCCUUCCAAUUAGCAUCACUAAUUGGAUUUUUUUUUUUUAUCUUGAACUCAUCAGUCUGCAGGUUGCUUCCCUCCACCUCCUCCUCCUCCCCCCUAACCUCCCCCCCACCUUCUCCCCCAGAAGUUAUGUCAAGGCCUCUCACUCAGCUUCUACCGCCGGAUCUCCCUGCCGGGGCAACCAGCCCCCAAUUCGGGGCCAGCAACCCGGCUGGAAGCGGCCCCCAAGGUUCACACCUGACCUCCAUGACCAAUCUGAAGUCCCUGCUCCAGCUGCCAAUCAAGGCCGACCAGAGAGUAACCAAGGACUGCAGCGAGAUGAAAGACAAAGACAAGCCCGCGGACUCCGACGAGGACUCGGUGGGUGGGAAUAACGCGCCCAGCGGGGCGGGAGGUGCCCCUGGCUCUUUGCGUUCCAGCUCCCAGUCGGCGUUCCUGGGCCCCCUGCUGUGGGAGAGGACCCUGCCGUGCGACGGAGGUCUGUUCCAGUUGCAGUACAUGGACCUGGAGGAGUUCCUGACCGAGAAUGGGAUGGGGAUGCACAGCAAUGGACCCAGCUCCACCAGCGCCCAGAUACCAUCACAGAGCUCCCAAUCAGCCGUUCCCAACCAGAGCUCCCAAUGCCCGCCGAGCUCUCCUCCCUGCUCUUCAUCCUCCUCAUCCAUGUCCUCUUCGUCCUCCUCGUCUUCACUGCUGGGACUGGAGACCGUCCAACCACAACCGCCACCGCCACCACCUCAGCAACAGCAGCCAGGCAUGAUAGGGGGACCUGAGUGUCUACACGGAGGUCCGUCGGUUCCUCAGGACGCUUCACCCUCCUCUACCUGCCCUCCGGGACCCUCCGGAACACCGCCUGGCCCCAACGGCAACAGUGACAUCAUGGUGAACUUUGACCCCGACCCGGCGGACCUGGCGCUGUCCAGCGUGCCGGGCCAGGAGGCGUUCGACCCUCGGCGGCACCGCUUCUCCGACGAGGAGCUGAAACCUCAGCCGAUGAUCAAGAAAGCCCGCAAGAUGCUGGUCCCCAACGAGCAGAAGGACGAAAAGUACUGGAGCCGGCGCGUCAAGAACAACGAGGCGGCCAAGCGCUCGCGGGACGCCAGGCGGCUGAAAGAGAACCAGAUCUCGGUGCGCGCCGCCUUCCUGGAGAGGGAAAACGGCGCCCUUCGCCAGGAGGUGGCCGACAUGAGGAAAGAGCUGGGGCGCUGCAGGAACAUCAUCAACAAGUACGAGAGUCGACACGGAGACUUGUGAGGCGGCGAGGGAGACGAAGACACAGAUGAAGGAGGAAGGGGUUCUUUUUGGGAGGGGAGGAGGAAAUAAGAAAAGGGUACAAGGCAACCCAACAACAGCGGCACUUUAGUUGAAGUGGCGAACGGAGAGGCAGGCGUAGAUCUGCAGCAAGCGCUGUGCGACACCGGGCGCAAACACGAAAAGUGUGUUUUUUAAGUGCGCGCUGUGCUUCAGGAUUGCACGACAGGAAAGCACAGUGACGCCAUCUUUUUUCCUGUUUGACUCUCUCAGUCUCUUUGUACAUGCUGCUUUGUUGAACCCACACGACGUACUGUAUCACCUUGUGUCACCUCGGCAGCUUACGUCACCUUCGGUGCUGUGCUUACGGCCGGUGUCGCACCACGUUUUUUGCAGGUAGUGCGUUCCAGCCGCUGCUCCCGGCCAGUUCAAACAGGGUGUUGAAUUCACAUUAUGCCAGUGAAAUCUCACUUUUUAAGCUCAAGGCACGGAUACAAGCCAGGAGAGGUCAGAUGUGUAAUUUUUUCUAUAUAUAGGACAAAUAAAACAUGUAUAUUUUUGAACUGGGCAGGAAGGCAAGACUAGUCCAGCAAAAAGGAGGAGGCUGACGGGAGGAGGAAAGAGGAAGAGGUGCAGGGUUUUCGUCCAUAACGCAAAGAGAUUUUGACAUAGGAUUAUUGUAUAUUUUUCUAUUAGCAGAUAGUCAGGAGGAUUUUGGAGAUAAUCUUUUGUAUAUUUUAUAUAUGGGGCGGGGAGGGGCUGUUAGCUGGACAGUCACGGGGCCACAUUUACGCUUUUCCUCCCAGCUGUUUAUUGCUAAACAACAAAUAAUCUAUUUUCGAUUUCACGGAGCCGGUUAGUCAAGAGGCGAAGCGUUUCAGAGAAUGUAUCACGGUUGAAUCAGGUAUUUCACAUGGUGCGAGACAAGGUGCGGUAUCUUAGUAACGAUUGUUUUUGGCGUUGGGGCGCGUUUAAAGCGGGGAAAGACGGUGAAACAAAAAUUGUAUAGUUUUGAGAAAAAAAUCUUUGUGUCUUUUGUUUUUGUUUUUUUUUUCUUUGUGGGGCUUGUUCGAGCACUUGAUUUGUUACCUUCUCUUUGAUUCCGUGUCUGAUUUUUGAAAUAAUCGCAGGGCUUUUAUUUUGAAGGCGAAGGAGGAAAAUAGAGAGGACAGCAAAAGGGAGCGACUAGCCAUCAGAACGCCCGCUCAGCUCUUGGAGCGGGCGUUCGAAAACUACACAAGGGUGGACGAUUUCGCUGGCAGGUUUCUGCGUUUACUUUGUGUCUCGCUCUCACGCUCACACUCAGACGCACUAUUUGUAAAACAAGAACACGACGUGGUUGCAGUCUUUCUCUCUAUUUACUCCUCAAUUUGUCCAGGAUGAGCAAAAAUGAAAUACUAACUGGUUUAGGGUUGAUUUGCCCGGAUUGAACAGUGACUGAGACCUUCAGCAUGCAGACACACAACAAACACACGGACACACACACAACCUCACCCGGGUUUUGAAAUCCUUAUUGUUGUUGUUGAUGUUGUUAUGGACUUCUAUGGUGCUGAUCUGUUUGAUCCUUCACCUGACACACACACACACACAAACAUGCAAACACACACACGCAAACAAACAUUUUAAAACACUUCCGACACACACAGUACUGAACUGCCUAUACCCUUUCUUUGUCUUUUAAUCUCUCUUUUGAUUUCUUUCUUUUGUUGCAUAUUGUAUGGAUAAAUCGUAUAUAGAUUUACACACAAACACGUGUCUAUACCUCUCCUUCAAACUUUACCCAAUGAAAAACCAGAAAUGCACCCUACUGCUACUGUACCAUAAAACUGUACUAUUGAAUAUUGAACUAUUCUCUCACUAGAUAUAUAUGUAUAUGAUAUAUGCUUGAAUUAUGUGAUUAUAGUUGUAAUAUACAUAAUUGAAUAUAUUACAGAAAAACCCAUUUGAAUCAUUUUGUCCGUUUUUUCUCAGGUGUUUUUGUCUGAGGUAUUAAAUACACAUUAAAAAAAAAAAGUCUUUGAUUUG
This is a messenger RNA of Notolabrus celidotus (New Zealand spotty), 3857 nucleotides long. RefSeq names its product D site albumin promoter binding protein a (gene dbpa). Gene Ontology annotation, biological process: regulation of transcription by RNA polymerase II. Bases 711 to 1835 code for a protein of 374 amino acids. Gene Ontology annotation, molecular function: RNA polymerase II cis-regulatory region sequence-specific DNA binding; DNA-binding transcription factor activity, RNA polymerase II-specific. NCBI's taxonomy places the organism in Eukaryota, Metazoa, Chordata, Actinopteri, Labriformes, Labridae. The record is from RefSeq and is a predicted model, not a curated record. Gene Ontology annotation, cellular component: nucleus. The transcript has 5 exons.